Molecule: messenger RNA, 261 nt
Organism: Neurospora tetraspora
Lineage: Eukaryota; Fungi; Ascomycota; Sordariomycetes; Sordariales; Sordariaceae
Exons: 2
Coding region: 1-261 (86 amino acids)
Source: RefSeq, a predicted model, not a curated record
AUGAAGGCUUCCAUCGUCCUCGUCUCCUUCCUCGGCCUAGUCUCCGGCAUGGUACUCCCCGGACACCGUGUCAGUCCCAGCGGUGCUAAGCCGCAGCCCCGGUCCCUCUUCAGGCGUGAGGCCAAUUUGGACUACCGCUAUACCCCAGGGGCACAGGCAUGCCGCGCCAUUCUCACCACGUGCCGAGCUUCGUCAGACUGCUGCUCGGGAAUGAAGUGCGUGAGCGCCGAUGGCGAGUCGGUUUGCACUCCCAGCGAUUAA